Molecule: messenger RNA, 643 nt
Organism: Amphimedon queenslandica
Lineage: Eukaryota; Metazoa; Porifera; Demospongiae; Haplosclerida; Niphatidae
Exons: 4
Coding region: 134-568 (144 amino acids)
Source: RefSeq, a predicted model, not a curated record
AUAUGAGAUAGGAUAUCAUGUAUUACAGCCUGACAACUGUUUAGGUGCUAUUGAUAGGUUGAUUGCAAAUGUUUUAAUUACUGUCAAUGCCCCCAGUAACAGUACAUUCAUUAACAUUACUGGUCUUACUGAUAUGUCUUGUUAUAUUUUUGGUGUACGUGCAUACACUGAUAAUGGAUAUGGACUAUGGACAAUUAUUGCUAAUGAGACACUAGAAUUACCAAUGCAGCAACCACCUUCAAGUACAUUAGUAUCAACAUUACCUUCAGUGUUCACAGUAUAUCCAAGCACUACUUCAAACAAAUCAUGUAAUGAUAGAGAUAUUGCAUUUAGUGUGUCAGUAGGUGUAUUGAUUAUUCUACUAACUGUCAGUGUCAUUUUUAAUAUAUAUUCCUUUAUAAGAAUGAGAGGUCCUAAGGGUACCAAACAAGCAAAAUCUGAUGGUGAUAUUGCAAUGCAAGUAUGUGAACCAUAUGAUCUUCAAAAGACUAAACUAAGUGAAGAGGAAAGAGUCUAUGAUGAAUAUCAAAUGUCACCUGAUGCUGUUUAUGAGACUAUGCCACAAUGAAUUGUUAUUGUGAUUGUUACCUUAAAAGUUUUGUAGCUUUGUAUUCUUGUAGCCACACUAGAAAAAAUUAAAAAG